GGCGCCGCUCUAGCGGGCUCGGCGGCGGUUCGGGAGGCGUCACGGUGGGGUUGUGCGGCUCAGGGCAGGGCGCGUCGGGCCGUUCUCCUCUCGACGACUGCAGGCCGCGGCAUCAUGAAGUCAGCGUGGGCGCUGGCUCUGGCGUGUGCGCUUCUCCUGGCCGCUUCGGUGACCGCUGAGGAGGUGGAUGCGGAUGCGACCGUGGAAGAAGAUCUGGGUAAAAGCAGAGAAGGAUCCCGAACUGAUGAUGAAGUUGUUCAGAGAGAGGAAGAAGCUAUCCAGCUAGAUGGCCUAAAUGCAUCCCAGAUCAAAGAAAUCAGAGAAAAAUCUGAGAAGUUUGCCUUUCAAGCAGAAGUUAACAGAAUGAUGAAGCUUAUUAUUAACUCUCUAUAUAAAAACAAGGAGAUUUUCCUGAGAGAACUUAUUUCAAAUGCUUCAGAUGCUUUGGAUAAGAUACGCUUAAUAUCCUUGACUGAUGAAAAUGCUCUUGCUGGUAAUGAGGAACUCACUGUUAAAAUCAAGUGCGAUAAAGAGAAGAACAUGCUUCACGUUACAGAUACGGGUAUUGGCAUGACAAAAGAGGAGUUGAUUAAAAACCUUGGUACCAUUGCGAAGUCUGGUACAAGUGAAUUCUUAAACAAGAUGACUGAAAUGCAGGAUGAUAGCCAGUCGACAUCUGAGUUAAUUGGCCAGUUUGGCGUUGGCUUUUACUCUGCUUUCUUGGUAGCAGACAGAGUUAUUGUCACAUCUAAGCACAACAAUGAUACCCAGCAUAUUUGGGAGUCAGAUUCAAAUGAGUUCUCUGUGAUUGAUGAUCCAAGAGGAAAUACUCUGGGACGUGGCACAACCAUAACCCUUGUCUUGAAGGAAGAAGCAUCCGAUUAUCUUGAGUUGGACACUGUUAAAAAUCUAGUCAAGAAAUAUUCGCAGUUCAUAAACUUCCCCAUAUAUGUGUGGAGCAGCAAGACAGAGACUGUUGAAGAACCCAUUGAAGAGGAGGAAGCAAAGGAGGAAAAAGAAGAAACAGAUGAUGAUGAAGCUGCAGUUGAAGAAGAGGAGGAAGAGAAGAAACCAAAAACUAAGAAGGUUGAGAAGACUGUCUGGGAUUGGGAGCUCAUGAAUGACAUAAAACCAAUCUGGCAGAGACCAUCUAAAGAAGUUGAAGAGGAUGAAUAUAAAGCUUUUUACAAAACAUUUUCCAAGGAACAUGAUGAUCCAAUGGCUUACAUCCAUUUUACUGCUGAAGGGGAAGUAACUUUCAAAUCAAUCUUGUUUGUUCCUAAUUCUGCUCCACGUGGCUUGUUUGAUGAGUAUGGAUCCAAAAAAAGUGAUUUCAUUAAGCUGUAUGUUAGAAGAGUGUUCAUCACUGAUGACUUCCAUGACAUGAUGCCCAAAUAUCUUAACUUUGUUAAGGGUGUUGUGGAUUCUGAUGAUCUUCCUUUGAAUGUAUCUCGUGAAACACUUCAGCAGCAUAAGUUAUUAAAGGUGAUCAGAAAGAAGCUUGUUCGUAAAACUCUUGAUAUGAUCAAGAAAAUUGCAGAAGAAAAAUACAAUGAUACAUUCUGGAAGGAGUUUGGUACUAAUGUAAAGCUUGGAGUUAUUGAGGAUCAUUCCAAUCGUACACGGCUGGCUAAACUGCUUCGCUUCCAGUCUUCCCAUCACGAAAGUAACCUUACAAGCCUUGACCAAUAUGUGGAAAGAAUGAAAGAGAAACAAGACAAAAUUUAUUUCAUGGCAGGUGCCAGCAGAAAGGAGGCUGAAUCUUCACCGUUUGUUGAGCGCCUUCUGAAAAAGGGCUAUGAAGUAAUCUAUCUGACUGAACCUGUAGAUGAAUAUUGCAUUCAGGCUCUGCCAGAGUUUGAUGGCAAGAGGUUUCAGAAUGUAGCGAAGGAAGGAGUUAAGUUUGAGGAAAGUGAAAAGUCCAAGGAGAGUCGUGAAGCCUUGGAGAAGGAAUUUGAACCACUCCUGAACUGGAUGAAAGACAAAGCUCUAAAGGACAAGAUUGAAAAGGCUGUGCUGUCUCAACGUUUAACACAGUCUCCAUGUGCGCUUGUGGCUAGUCAGUAUGGAUGGUCUGGCAACAUGGAAAGAAUCAUGAAGGCUCAAGCUUACCAAACUGGGAAGGACAUAUCUACAAAUUACUAUGCUAGCCAGAAGAAGACAUUUGAAAUAAAUCCCAGACAUCCAUUGAUCAAAGACAUGCUGAGGCGAGUUAAGGAAAAUGAAGAUGACAAAACAGUUUCAGAUCUUGCAGUGGUGUUGUUUGAAACUGCAACUUUGAGAUCAGGAUACAUGUUACCAGACACAAAGGAAUAUGGAGACAGAAUAGAAAGGAUGCUUCGUUUGAGUUUAAACAUUGACCUGGACGCAAAGGUGGAGGAGGAACCUGAAGAGCCUGAAGAUGCAGCUGAGGAGGCAGAGCAAGAUGAAGAAGAGGUGGAUGCUGAUGCUGAAGACAGUGAAACACAGAAGGAAUCCACAGAUGUAAAAGAUGAACUGUAAACUGCACUCACCUACUGUCCUGCACUGGGAGGUCAAGAGAGGAUGUGAAUUAGAUUUUGGUUUGUUUUCCACUGUAAAAGGUUGAGGGAUGGUAUGGGGUUUAAGGGCAAAGGAGAUUUUUUUUUUAAGUUGACUUUUCUAAAAAAAACAUUCCUCACGAAUGUAAAUUUGUAUUAUUUAACUGACUUGGUGUAAAAUCUUGUCAUGUACAAAAUAAAAUGUUCCCAAACACCAGUA
Meleagris gallopavo (turkey) is the source of this 2739-nucleotide messenger RNA. It is a transcript of the gene HSP90B1, whose product is annotated as heat shock protein 90 beta family member 1. The record is from RefSeq and is a predicted model, not a curated record. Gene Ontology annotation, biological process: protein folding. NCBI's taxonomy places the organism in Eukaryota, Metazoa, Chordata, Aves, Galliformes, Phasianidae. Gene Ontology annotation, molecular function: ATP binding; ATP-dependent protein folding chaperone; ATP hydrolysis activity.